Messenger RNA from Varroa destructor (honeybee mite), 3210 nucleotides. RefSeq lists its product as uncharacterized. NCBI's taxonomy places the organism in Eukaryota, Metazoa, Arthropoda, Arachnida, Mesostigmata, Varroidae. The record is from RefSeq and is a predicted model, not a curated record.
GACGUCGCACGUCAGGAUUAAGUACCUCACUACCUACCUCAGUGAACUCACUCUGCGUUACCAUCAUAGACUCGUCACCGUUGUUGACCGAGUGGACUCAGUGAACUCGCCAACCGGUCUAACACACUGAAAACUAUUCGAGCAGGAUCGCGACGCAGACUUCACGUCAUGAAAUUCUUCUUAGGACAGGCAGUCGCCUGUUUUUUGGUAGUGUCAGUGUUAGCAGAUGGAGUGUCCGCCAGGGAGGAGAAGAAAAGCGCAAAACAGCCUGAUACAGCCUUAGUGGAGAGGAAGGACACUGAAAAAAAGACCGAUCUCACAGUCGCCGAAACUCAGGACGGCUGGUAUGAAGGACAAGGGCAACAAUCUGGCGGUGGAUGGGAUAAUGCGCAAAGCACUCAACAAGGUGGAUGGGACCAGGGCGGCGGCGGGGGCGGCAGCCAGGGGGGCUGGAGCCAAGGUGGAGGAGGUGUAGGAAGAGGAGGCGGGGGUCAGGGUGUAGCCAAGACAACGUACUACAAUAAGAAGACCAGCAUUUGGCCAGUCGAUAAGGGCUGGUCGGACACUAGGAGUACAUCUGGUUGGAACGAUGGUCCUUCAGACCAAGGCUGGCAGCAGUUUUCCGGUAAUCAAGGGGGAUGGUCGGAUAACGGACAAUCAGUGAAACGUGCAAAGAAUGCUUACGGUCCCGGAGAUUCAGGAUUUGGUGCGGGAGCAAUGAUUCAUGGUGGCGGCUUCAAUGGAAAUCAAGGAAGCUGGUCCCCGGGUCCCCAAAAGAACUUGGGAGCAAAUCAGGGCGGGUGGAUAGAUGCUCCACAAAGGAAUUUCGGUGGCAACCAAAAUGGGUGGUCGGAUGCAGCUCCUCAGAAAGGCUUUGGAGGAAAUCAGGGUGGGUGGUCAGCAGCACCUCAAAAAAGCUUUGGAGGAAACCAGGGAGGUUGGCCUUCUGGGGGACAAAAGGGUUUCGGGGGAAACCAGAAAGGAUGGUCUGAUGGUCCACAAAGAGACUUCGGCGGUAACCAGGCAAGUUGGCCUUCUGGCGGGCAGAAAGGCUUCGGAGGAAACCAGGGAGGAUGGCCAUCUGGUGGACAAAAGAACUCAGGAGGAAAUCAAGGAGGCUGGCCUUCUGGGGGUCAAAAGGGCUUCGGAGGAAACCAGGAAGGCUGGCCCUCUGGAGGCCAGAAGAAUCUGGGAGGAAACCAAGGUGGAUGGUCUGCCGCUCCAGAAAAAAACUUCGGUGGUAAUCAGGGAGGCUGGCCCUCUGGUGGUCAGAAGAACUUCGGAGGAAACCAGGGAGGGUGGCCUUCUGGAGGUCAAAAAAGCUUCGGAGGAAAUCAGGGUGGAUGGCCGUCUGGGGGGCAGAAGAACUUCGGAGGUAACCAGGGAGGCUGGCCCUCUGGAGGUCCGAAGAGUUCCGGCGGAAACCAAAAUGGAUGGCCUGCUGCUCCGCAAAAGAACUUCGGCGGCAACCAAGGAGGCUGGUCCCCUGCUCCUCAAAAGAGCUUUGGAGGAAAUCAGGGAGAAUGGCCUGCUGGUGGUCAAAAGAGCUUCGGCGGAAACCAGGGUGGAUGGCCAGCAGCUUCUCCGAAGAGCUUUGGCGGAAAUCAAGGCGGCUGGCCUUCCGGAGGUCAGAAAGGUUUCGGCGGAAACCAGGGUUCAUGGCCGGCAGCUUCUCCGAAGAGCUUUGGCGGAAACCAAGGCGGCUGGCCCUCCGCAGGUCAAAAAAGCUUCAGUGGAGAUCAAGAUGGCUGGCCUUCUGGUGGCCAAAAAGGCUUUGGAGGAAACCAAGGCGGGCGUUUUCCAGCUCCACCACAUAAGAACUUUGGAGGCAACCAAGGUGGGUGGUCCCCAGCCCAACAAAAAAUCUCUGGAGGUAACCAAGGAGGCUGGCCUUCUGGAGGUCAGAAGAGCUUCGGCGGUAACCAGGGGGGCUGGCCCUCUGGAGGUCAGAAGAACUUUGGAGGUAACCGGGGAGGCUGGCCCUCUGGAGGCCAGAAGAACGUUGGCGGAAACCAAGGGGUAUGGUCGGCUGAGCCCCAGAAGAAUUUCGGAAGGAAUCAGGAUGGAUGGUCCGAUGGUUCUCAGAAGAGCUUCGGCGGAAACCAGGGAGGAUGGUCCAAUUCGCCUCAAAAGAACUUCGGCGGGAACCAAGGCGGAUGGUCUGCUGCCCCUCAGAAGAGCCAAGCUGGAAACCAAGGAGGAUGGUCUGACUCCUACCAGGGAAAAGGCGCUUACCAAGGCUCUGCGGGGAAAAGCUUUGGACAAGGUCAUCAAGGAGGUCAUGGGGGGAGCUAUAGAGGAAACCACGGAAACCUUGGUGCCAUGAUUCACGGAGGAUCGUACGGUGGUGGUAAACAGGUAGAAACGUCAAGUUACUCUGGAACAAUUCAUCACGUUGCUCCAGCCAAGUCCUAUGGAGGUGGCGAUCACAGCAAAGGUGGCGGUAGUGAGGGAUGGAACCAAGGAGGAAAUCAGAGAAGCUGGGACAACCAGGGCAGCAACCAAGCUGGUUGGAGCGCGGCUGGUUCCCAAAAACAAGGAAACCAAGGUUGGGACAAUUCUGGAGGAAGUCAAGCUGAAUGGACUCAGGGCGGAAAUCAGAGUGGAUGGAGCCAAGGUGGUAGUAAUAGUGGUACUAAUCAAGGGGGAUGGGCUCAGGCCGGAAGCCAGGCAGGUGGCCAUGGAGGAAAUCAAGGUGGAUGGACUCAAGGCAGCAAUACCCAGGGGGGGUGGAGUCAGGGCGGUAACCAGAAAUCACAAGGGUGGGAAAAUCAGGGCGGAAACCAGAAAUCACAAGGGUGGGAAAAUCAGGGCGGAAACCAAGGUUGGGACCAGAAUCAAAACCAAGGCUGGUAAGUCUACACUACAAAACAAAAUGCAAUCACUUGAAUGGUCAUCUGUGACGUGAUCACAACAUCAUUACCAAUGUAUAUCCGAAUCACGAGUGAGUAGUUGACAACUAGAGUAUGUAUGCGGAAAGCGUCUCCUGCGGGCUAUAUACCCGCUACGGUACACGUAGCCGCAUUGUAUUUAUGUGCUUCACCUAUGCCGCUCUGCUCCAGAACGGCAUGGCAAAAUAAGAACAGACCAGCUGAACCUCAGAAAUUAGGCUGUUCUCCAUUAAAAAAAAUAUAGAAAACGCCAAACAUAACAAUGCAUACUUAAUGUACGAACUGCUGUAAAUGGCAUUGAAUAAAUUUUACAAAAAUA